CGUCAUUUCCGCCGGGCGGCUCGUCGUGCUGGGGGCUCCAGUCCCGCGCGCCGGGCGAGCGAGCGGGCAAGUUGGCUGCGGCGCUGCGCCGGCGCCUCCUUCCUCUCCCCGCCCGCUGCGACCCUCGGCGGCUCGAGCCAUGAACUGAAGCUCGCGGGACGCACACCCGGGGCUGAGCGGCGGAGGAGGCUGCAGCAGCGGCCGCCGCCAGGGCUGGGACCGAGCCGACCCCGGGCGCUUCUCCCUCCCCCAGCCGUCGCCGCUCCCACCGCGGUCGCCUCCGACGCUCCAGCCUUGGGACCGCCACACAAAAGCCGCCCUCUCCGCGCCGCCCACCCCGGGAGGCUGCGGCCGGACAUCGACCCCACCUGAGGGCGCCUCGGACUGCGGACUUCGCUUUCUGUCCGAGCUCCGCGUCCCACGCGGCACCGACCCCGCCACCCAUGGCUCUGAUCAUGGAACCAGUGAGCAAAUGGUCCCCGAGUCAAGUAGUGGACUGGAUGAAAGGUCUUGAUGACUGUUUGCAGCAGUAUAUUAAGAACUUUGAGAGGGAGAAGAUCAGUGGAGAUCAACUGUUACGCAUCACACAUCAGGAACUAGAAGAUCUGGGAGUCAGCCGUAUUGGCCAUCAGGAGCUGAUCUUGGAGGCAGUUGACCUUCUGUGUGCACUGAAUUAUGGCUUAGAAACAGAAAAUCUAAAAACCCUUUCUCACAAGUUGAAUGCAUCCGCCAAAAAUCUACAGAACUUCAUAACAGGAAGGAGAAGGAGUGGUCAUUAUGAUGGAAGGACCAGCAGAAAAUUGCCAAAUGACUUUCUGACCUCAGUUGUGGAUCUGAUUGGAGCAGCCAAGAGUCUCCUUGCUUGGUUGGACAGGUCACCAUUCGCUGCUGUGACAGACUAUUCAGUCACAAGAAAUAACGUCAUACAACUCUGCUUGGAACUAACAACAAUUGUGCAGCAGGAUUGCACUGUAUAUGAAACUGAGAAUAAAAUUCUUCACGUGUGUAAAACUCUUUCUGGAGUCUGUGACCACAUCAUAUCCCUGUCAUCAGAUCCUCUGGUUUCACAGUCUGCUCACCUAGAAGUGAUUCAGCUGGCAAAUAUUAAGCCAAGUGAAGGGCUGGGUAUGUAUAUUAAAUCCACAUAUGAUGGCCUCCAUGUAAUUACUGGAACCACAGAAAACUCACCUGCAGAUCGAUGCAAGAAAAUCCACGCUGGUGAUGAAGUGAUUCAAGUUAAUCAUCAGACUGUGGUGGGGUGGCAGUUGAAAAAUUUGGUGAAUGCACUACGAGAGGACCCGAGUGGUGUUAUCUUAACUUUGAAAAAGCGACCUCAGAGCAUGCUUACCUCAGCACCAGCUUUACUGAAAAAUAUGAGAUGGAAGCCCCUUGCUCUGCAGCCUCUUAUACCUAGAAGUCCCACAAGCAGCGUUGCCACGCCCUCCAGCACCAUCAGUACACCCACCAAAAGAGACAGUUCUGCCCUCCAGGAUCUCUACAUUCCCCCUCCUCCUGCAGAACCAUAUAUUCCCAGGGAUGAAAAGGGAAACCUUCCUUGUGAAGACCUCAGAGGACAUAUGGUGGGCAAGCCAGUUCAUAAGGGAUCUGAAUCCCCAAACUCAUUUCUGGAUCAGGAAUACCGAAAGAGAUUUAACAUUGUGGAAGAAGAUACUGUCUUGUAUUGCUAUGAAUAUGAAAAGGGAAGAUCAAGUAGUCAAGGAAGACGAGAAAGCACACCAACCUAUGGCAAGCUACGACCUAUAUCUAUGCCAGUCGAAUAUAAUUGGGUGGGGGACUAUGAAGAUCCAAAUAAGAUGAAGAGAGAUAGUAGAAGAGAAAACUCUCUUCUUCGAUAUAUGAGCAAUGAAAAAAUUGCUCAAGAAGAAUACAUGUUUCAGAGAAACAGCAAAAAAGACACAGGGAAGAAGUCAAAAAAGAAGGGUGAUAAGAGUAAUAGCCCAACUCACUACUCGUUGCUACCUAGUUUGCAAAUGGAUGCGUUGAGACAAGACAUCAUGGGCACACCAGUGCCAGAAACCACACUGUAUCAUACAUUUCAACAGUCCUCUCUGCAGCACAAAUCAAAGAAGAAAAACAAAGGAGCUAUCGCAGGCAAGAGCAAAAGACGAAUUUCUUGCAAGGAUCUUGGCCGUGGUGACUGUGAGGGAUGGCUUUGGAAAAAGAAAGAUGCAAAGAGCUAUUUUUCACAGAAAUGGAAGAAGUACUGGUUUGUCCUAAAGGAUGCAUCCCUAUACUGGUAUAUUAAUGAAGAGGAUGAAAAAGCAGAAGGAUUCAUCAGUCUGCCUGAAUUUAAAAUUGAUAGAGCCAGUGAAUGCCGCAAGAAAUAUGCAUUCAAAGCCUGCCAUCCUAAAAUCAAAAGCUUUUAUUUUGCUGCUGAACAUCUUGAUGACAUGAACAGGUGGCUUAACAGAAUUAACAUGCUGACUGCAGGAUAUGCAGAGCGCGAGAGGAUUAAACAAGAACAAGAUUACUGGAGUGAGAGUGACAAAGAAGAAGCAGAUACUCCAUCAACACCAAAACAAGACAGCCCUCCACCCCCCUAUGAUACAUACCCACGGCCUCCCUCUAUGAGUUGUGCCAGUCCUUAUGUGGAAGCAAAGCACAGCCGGCUGUCCUCCACAGAGACCUCUCAGUCUCAGUCAUCACAUGAGGAGUUUCGCCAGGAAGUUACUGGGAGCAGUGUGGUGUCCCCCAUUCGCAAGACCGCCAGUCAGCGCCGCUCCUGGCAGGAUUUAAUCGAGACCCCGCUGACAAGUUCGGGCUUACACUAUCUUCAGACUCUGCCUCUGGAAGAUUCGGUCUUCUCUGACUCGGCAGCCAUCUCCCCUGAGCACAGGCGGCAGUCCACUCUUCCCACUCAGAAGUGCCACCUUCAGGAUCACUACGGCCCAUACCCUUUAGCUGAGAGUGAGAGGAUGCAAGUGUUAAAUGGCAACGGGGGCAAGCCACGAAGUUUCACUCUGCCUCGAGAUAGCGGCUUCAACCACUGCUGUCUGAAUGCACCAGUUAGUGCCUGUGACCCACAAGAUGACAUACAGCCACCAGAGGUGGAGGAGGAGGAGGAAGAGGAGGAAGGGGAGGCAGCAGGGGAAAACCUAGGAGAGAAAAGUGAAAAUCAGGAAGAAAAGUUAGGAGACUCCUUGCAAGAUUUGUAUAGGGCACUGGAGGAAGCCAGUCUGUCACCCAUAGGGGAACACCGCAUUUCAACCAAGAUGGAAUACAAGCUAUCAUUUAUGAAAAGAUGUAAUGAUCCUGUGAUGAAUGAAAAACUGCACAGGCUGAGAAUUCUUAGAAGCACUUUAAAGGCCAGAGAAGGGGAAGUAGCCAUUAUUGAUAAAGUUCUAGACAAUCCAGACUUGACAUCUAAAGAAUUCCAACAAUGGAAGCAGAUGUACCUCGACCUUUUCUUGGAUAUCUGUCAAAACACCACCUCAAAUGACCCACUAAGUAUUUCUUCUGAAGUAGAUGUUAUCACUUCCUCUCUAACACAUACUCAUUCAUACAUUGAAACCCAUGUGUAAGUGCAUUCUGACUCAAGGCCAUCUAGUACCUGCUGGUACCCUGAACAAGUAUAUGAGGUAGUUUUUUAUCAAUGUGUUGGACACUUGACAAGCUAUUACUUUAAUGUUACCAAACUAUAUGAAACAAAGCAUACAUGGUCACAUUACCACUGUCUUUAAAGAGCAUUUGUAUGUUUUAUAUGCAGUCAGUGCUCAGCUUAUGUUUACCAUGUGCAAAGCCAACAAUCUUUAAUGACAAAUUAACUUUUGCAAACAAUUCUGAAUACAGGUGAUCUUCAAGUAGAAAAACCACAAAAAGGCAGUUUUCUAUCUGAAGUCAUCUUUUCUCCCUUUAAGUUAAUUUUCUAUAAAUGAGACUUCAGACGUAAAUCACAAUUUUUUCAGGUGCAGACAUCCUUGUGGGUGGGAAAGAAUUUAAACCUUUUUAUAUUUAUUAAAAUGUUCUAAGAAUUUUCUUAAACAUUGCACAAAGUUUAAUGCUGUAGUUUUAUUUUUUGAAAUGUAGGUGCGUAUAAAAGAGUUAAGCAAACUAGAAGAGCAUCACCAUAAGAAAAGUUCAGGUAGCUCAUAUCCGUCUUAAUAGUCUAUUAACUUGUGCUAACUAGUUAAUGGAGGUACUAUUCCAAAUCUAUGAGAACACUGCAUGGUGUAUCAGGGCAAAGCUUUGUAAGAUGUUUUUGUAACUAAGAUCAAAAUUGAAGAUAGAGCUGCUUUAUUUUCUUGGUUUAAAUCUUCCUUUAUUUUUGUAGUGACGAAAUGCUGAUUGUGUACAGAAGAAUUUAAGAAUGGAUUUUUUAAAACAGACUUAACUCACCCAGAAAGGCAGCUAACAGCUAUACAUACAUACAUCUAUAUAUAUAUACAUAAUUCCAGCCCAAACUCGUGGUUUUUGAACUCUUAACUCUUAAAAGACAAGGUAUACACUGAAAUGAGUCAAUUUUCCAGGCAGUUUCCAAUUUUCCCUUGAUCUGUUAACUAAACUUCUGUAAUUAUAUAUCAGGUAGGGAAGUAAAAUGCAUUUAGUCUUGGCAGAUAGAAGUUAUAUUAGAGAAAACAACAUUGAAAAUGUUAAUGGACUUCUCUGCUAAGGAACAGUGGGUGGCAGUCAUUCAAUGAGUCAUUACGUUGAGUGACCUGAGAUCAAAAACUUAGGUUUUUCCUAGAAUCCUGAACUGCUGAUAGAGUGAAUGGAGUCUAUGAAAAAAAGUCCUCUUCAUAUAUUGCCAUUUCUAUGUGUCUAGUUUUGGAAAGUGACCACAGCAUGCAAGUGACUUGCUGCUUUUUAGUGUGUGGCUGCAUAAUGUCACGAUUUGCUGUUUUUCCAGGAGGAAAAGAGCCUCCUUUACUAUUCUAUAUCCUAAAAUCUACUUCUGAUCAGCUUUAUCCUGUUGCCUGUACAGCUCAGUGAAUGUACUUAUAUCUCUAAGAGUUCAGAUAUAUACCAGUGAAUAUUUUUGCUGUAGAGGAGAAAGUAAAACUACACAGCGGGAUCUUUUGCUUUGCUUUUGAAAUCACAUUAAAUCACUAUCGUUUUGCAGACUUUGCACAACUGUAUAGGAGAGUGGCCUUUACAGCACAUUUUCAGUAAUCCUAUAUUUAGUCAAAAUGGAUGAGAAACCACACAUUAACACGUUUGUUUGGAAUUUUUGGGUCCAGUGUAAUAUUUUUAUCAUUUAAAAAAAACCCUAUUUGUAAAAACAUUUAUUUACUGCAUGGUUAUUGGCACACAUUAAAUUUGUGGGAUUUUGUGUAUGUAAAUGAGAGAGAGAAAAAACAAACAAAAAACCCCUCUUGUCCUAAAGUGAAGUAUGCUUGGUAUAGUUAUUUAGGCAUAUUGAUGUUUACUAGACCAGCCUGUAUCUUCUCUUAAAAGUAUCUGUACAUGAUGGAUGUGUCACAUAUACAGUGGACAAACAGCCUGCAAACAACAAUCAGUUGGUGGGAAAACUAGCUCUGUUGCUAGGCAGCAGCUUCCACUUUUGUGAAGUUAGCUGUUAUUUUACUGGUAAAAAUUAAACUAAUGAUUUUUACAAGACUCGUGACUAGCCUAGCAUGAAGGAGACCUUUGAACACUAUAUAUCUGUACAUUUUUAUUGCGUUAGUUUCAAAUCUAGGGGAGAGGCAGCACUGCAAACUGAAGUCAAAUAAAUGCAGUUCUUAUUGAAUCCUUGUAAAGCACCUACUUUAUUCAUGCAGAGGGCUUACCACGCUUCUCUGUGACAUAAUCAUACAGCCACCCUCACUCCCACCACCCAGCUACAAGUUCUUACUUUGCCACCUCACUGAUAGCUAAGGAAAGCCACAAGUAACACCUGUGCAGGGCUUACCGCGGUCUCCUGUGAGACUUUGAAAACCCAAGCUGUCUUCCCACUGACCUGAUAUAACCAUGUAAACUUCACCUACUCAUUCCUUCUCUGUGAGCCCAUCAGGGAUCCACCAAAAAUAAGCUCAUUUUUGUCUUACAAAUGUAGCAUUUUGUGGUUAAGGGUUGCUGAAAUAUGUCUAAACUAAUAAGCUGCCUCCAGCCAGUAUAAAAGCAGACGGGGAAAGGAAGGGACAGAAAAAAAAAUAACCAAGAGUAGUUUCUCAAAGAAAUGCUUUUCCAAGAUUUUUUUCCUUUUCAAUUCCCUAUCGAUAUGAAACUGUUAGAACAGAACUGUACUGGGGCCCCGCACCAUAAAAAUCAUUCCCCUCCCUACAACCAUUCCAUGCUGUUUAUCAAGGCGCAUGCACACACGCAUUCACAAUUUCGUCAGGUAACACUGCCUUGGGGGACUGUUCCAGCUGUUACAGCCAACUUUCUGUAGUUUGUGUGUAAUUGUACAUUUUUUAAAGGGGAGACAUGAAAAUAAUCACAGUCACCUGGGAAACACUUUAGGGAGGGAAAUAAGGUCCUAUUUUAUUUCCAAAAGUCCACCUCUAGCCCAGGAUGAGUCUGUCCUUCUGAAAACUCUGUUUAACUAAAGCUGAUUCAUACUGCAUUUGACCGUUCCUGGCUGCCAGUUGCAGUUGAAGGGGAAUAGUUAUUCUUUGGCCAAAGUGUUGUUUGCCUCCUUUCCCCUCAGAACUGCCCUAUCAGAGUCCCAACUCUUAGAGGGAAAGCUUUGCUCUGCAGGCAAGGGCAAGUACAACUGUCUCUUGGAUCUGCUGAAGAUGGGACUCACCUGUUCAACCCAGUACUAAAUCUAGUGCCUCUCCAGGCUCUCCCUCCCUUGUCUCCUCCCCACCUUCCUCCAGCUGCAGCACUGCACACCGAAGGCCACUCCACGCCCAGGGCAGCGUACAGCCUAUGUCUUCCCAACGGUCCAGGUCAAGGUCAUAGCCCACUACGUUACGGGUUGGCACCUGGCGUGAAUCCCUCCACUUGAGACCGCCCAGCAGCAGGACCGUCUCUUCUACCACUGCAAGCCCAUAGCAGAAGCGGUCGUAGGGUAGUGACCGCAACCGAGUCCACUGGUCUGUGCUGGGGUCAUAGCGUUCGAUCUCAGAGAAGGGCUCAUAUCUUCCCAAAAAGGCAAACACUGCACCUCGCAGCACCGAAAGGUAAUGCCCGUAGCGAGCGGUGCCCAUGGGUGCCCUUUUACUCCAUGCCCUUUCUCCGGGGCUAAGGGAGUACAUAUCCCGGAGGCUACUUGUGCCUCCUUCACCUCUCCCAGCCUUGCCCCCGGAGAUGUACACGACACCGUGGUCCCCAACGGCACCCGCGUGACCAUGCAGUGCCCGGGGCAGCUCCCCAGCUGCCAUCCAGCGGUCCCUUCGCAGGUCGUACAUCUCCACUGAGGCCAGUGCCUCGCCACAGGAGCCCAGACCCCCAACGGCCAGGAGACUGUCACCUACCACUCCACACCAGAAGUAGGCCCGCGCUUCUCGCAUGGCAGGCACUUCGGUCCAAGUGUGGAAGCGAGGGUCAUACCGGUGCACUAAGGCCGUGACCGACCUUGGGCCGUCUGCCAGGGAGCUAGAUGGGCUGCCAGAAAGGCUCUCCCCUCCAAGGACAAAUAGGAAGUUGCCCGUGGUACAUACACUGUGGCCUAGCAUCGGUGCCGGCAGCCGUGUCAGGCUGCGCCAGCUGUGGUUGUACACAUCGAAGGACACCACAUCCUGGGUGAGCUCCCACUCUUUCUCCUCCAUCUCUUCCUCCUCUUCCUCUUCCUCCUCUUCCUCUGGUUCAGGUGCAGGGCGCCGAUUCCUAACUACCUCUGGUAGGACCACAAUUUCCUCAGUGACAGUCUCCCUAGCUCUGAGACCACCAAUCAGCAAGAUGCGGGUCUGGGCACUCCGGAUACUAGUCUGUUCUCCCUGGAGGAGCGGCUGGCGGGAAGGUGCUGUGUGGUAAUUGAGGGCCUGGAUGAUGAGGCCCUUGAUCCUAGUAGGUAAAGUAAGACCUGAGCCUGAGUACACACGCCUCAGAACACCUUCAGGCACCAAGCCAAAGCGGAUACAUCCAAGCAGGGUUGAACUAUGUGCCAGGCGCUGGGUCGCAGGCUCCUGCCUCAGCCAGGCUAGUGCCAGACCCAGCAGCUGCGUCUCAGGCACCCGUGCCACAUCCGGGGCACCCAGCACAACCUUAAUUGAUACAGGGUUGAGCUCCAACAGCCCUGAGGGCCCAGUGCCCAUCAGUAGCAGCUCCCGCAGGUGGCGCACAAUGCAGUGCUCGGCUGCACCUAGGGUGCGAGCCAGGCCAAAGCGAGCAGCCACAUUGGCAAUGACGCAGCAAUUUUCUGGGGCAAGCUGACGUUCCAGGUAGUUGCCACACAGCCUCAAGGCCUCCGUGACUUGCAGGUAGCUGGCAGCCUCCAGAGUGUCCUCCACAGUGUCCAUGGAGAGGGGCAGCCAGGCAGUAUAGAUGAAGUCCAGCAGGCGCUGCAGGCCAGCCGCCGACGGCACAUGCAGGUGAAUUACAUGAGCCCGUGAUUCCUGAGUGUGACUCUUGAACAGGGCCUUGAAGUAGUCGCUGGAGCAUGCCAGAAGUGACCUGUGCGCUGGGAACUCACUGCCCUCAGUCUCCAGUGUCACAUCGCACAAAAAGCCCUCAGCACGUAGGGCCUGGUAGCCGGUGAGAAGAGAGCUGCCAUGAGCUUUGCAGUAAGACAGAAAGUAACUCAUGAUGCCCAGGGCGGGAAGCUGGAAUAGAGCCAGCCAGGCGCGGCUGGAGGCAUCCCCGUGCUGCGGACCCCUCACCUCCGCUGUCCAGCUGCAGAGCCCCCUAGCAAAAGCCGACUUUUGCCGGCUCAGUUUAAAACCUAGCCUUUCUUCAUCCAGAUCGGGCAGUUGUUUCUUGCCGGUCUCUGACAACGAAUGAAUGAUCUAGAGACAAUUUCCAUAAGUCUCUAGUAGCAGAGGAUGUGAAUUUCAGAGUCUUCUCGGUACUGCUAGGCUUGGUUUCAGCUGCUGCUGAGCAUGGCAGCACGUUGCCCAAAGCCCCCUCCCCUACACAAUUUGGGGAGCCCACACUUGCACGCCAGGGGCAGCGGUGGCCGCACACCAUCACCUGGAGAGGUCGAUCUGACAGUGCACCAGCCAGGGUCCUGGAUCUCCAACAGGACAAAUGCGUGGAUGUGGCCCUAUUGUGCGUGUCCUGAGAGUGCUGGAUGGUGGCUCUGAAUUCCCAGCCAUGGAGCAGGACCUGUUCUGUGGACACCCGCACAGUCCGAAGACAACUGGCUAGGGGGCUGGGGGUGAACUUGUUCCGAGAGGAGGAUCAAAUCAAAGCCUGUGGCAUUGGGGGGAGCGCAGGUCAGUGUAGAGGGUUGGGAGCGUGAUUGGGCGCUGCACAUUACAUGCCGGUAGCUCACAGAGACAGGAAUAGUGCUCGCCUUGGCUCACUGGCGCUCAGUGACCGGCCCCGCCCUGCGCCCCAGCUGCUGGCGGCUAACCGCCCAGGGGCCCAGCAGGAAGCUAUCUGAGCCAGGACACUGGCUUUCAGUUACCGCGGGAGACCGAAGGGUCCCCUCGAACUUUGAGCUGAGGAGGGGGAAGGUCAGGGCUCACGACAAGUCCCUUGGGACUCUCGGCCUGGUGAUGUUUUGGGAGGUGUACCUGGCUGAGCGGGAGGACUGGGGACCUCUUGGUGCCCCUAUGCCUGGGAAAGAAACUCCAGGCUCAACUUUCAGCUUUUAAGUAUGUCCUAAUGAGUCAGGAGCAAAAGGAAUUAAGCUGGGAUUUUGCGCACUGACACCUCUGCUCAGAGAAGACUGUAGCAAGAGCUAAAUCUGAGGGAACCCAAGCUCUGGGCCAGCUUCGCACGCCCCUCACCUGCACUCGCCCAUGUGAGACUCAGGGGCAUGUGCCUUUCCUAAGGCAGGUGGAGGCUCUCAAGCCGCCUUGUUUCACAUUCCACAGAAUUUGCUCCUCUCUUCACCCUGCCCCCCAGCCUUCUGACCCCAAAAGAGAUCUCUUUGAUAUUCUUGUGGAAACCACCUCUUUGCAACAUGGAGAAAGAAGUUGUAACUAACUUGAGUUGUCUGUCUUUGAGUGGCAAUGCCUCAAAAAAAAAUCCUUCUAGUUUUCUCUGAUUUUGCAGAGAAAACUAUUCUAACAACUGGCUGCCGCACCCUCAGUGCCAUGACAAGAUAAUGAGCAGUAAAGUUGCAAAACUCAGGAGAGCUGUGGUUUCUAGGGCCCCUCCUCACAAAGUUAUUUUUAUAAGGAACACCCGGUGCAGAAAUGGUGACUAAGAGUACCCUGUCCAUCGCCCGCAUCCUGCUCUUACAUUAGGAACUCAUUAAGUGCUCUUUCUUGCCAAUUUGGAGGCUUCUGUUUCAUUUUGCUUUCAACUACAGUUCCUUUUCCCAGCUUUCAAAAGCAGCCUGCCCGCCCCCACCCCACCCUACCCUCCAGCAGUCUGUUCUAGAUGAGUCUUUCAGACAGAGUUGUAUUUGUAGAAGAAAAAAAAAAUCCUAGGAAAGAUAACACUGUCAAUUCCUACUUGGCCAGUCAUCAGUACUUGCAAGGUCUCCGGUAACAUUCAAUUCUUUAAUUCCAUAAUAAGUAAAAAUUCUGUGGGGCUGAAGACAUGGCUCAGCACUUAAGAGCACUUGCUGCUCUUGCAGUGGUCAUGGGUCUGGUUCCCAGAACCCACACCGCGGCUCACAUCCAUUUUGUAGCUCCAGUUUCAAAGAAUCCAACCCCCUCUUCUGGCCUCUGUGCAGGCACAGAGGUGGUGCAAAGACAUACAUGCAGGCAAAAACACUCAUACAUCUAAAAGAAAGAUCAAUAAAUAUUUUAAGAAGUGAUUCUGCUGCCAAAGAUAGAAAUGAGUUGUAACUUAAAUUGCCACAUUAUAGAGUGUAGACAGGGGCUGGGGUUGUACUCCCUUAACUCUAAAAACUGCUCCAACAGAAAUCUCUAAUGUUAGAGGUAUAAAGGAUGCAGGGAGAGUGUUGCACCUAUUAAAAUGCUUGAUUCAAAAGGGAAAAAUAAACUGGGUGUGGUGUCGUGUGCCUUUAAUCCCAGCACUCAGGAGGAAGAGGCAGGCGGAUCUCUGAGUAUGAGGCCAGCCUGGUCUACAGAGCGAGUUCCAGGACAGCCAAUGCUUCACAGUGGAGACCCUGUCUCAAAGAAAGUUUUAAGUGAAAUAUGACUACUAUUCAUUUUACACAAUUCUUCAUUUGAAAUCUAAAUGUCCUUCACUCAACCUAAUUAAAUUUUGCUAGGAUAAAUUUGGAGGGUUAUUAAGCCAAACUUUGACCCUUUCCUCCAAAAUCACAUUUUCCUUUUAUACAUGCUCCAGAGGGAGUGUGUUUUGUAUGAAUGCCUUGAAUAUUGGGUUACAGAGUUUGGCCAAGAAUCCAGGGUUCCUUUCCUAGAAUAUAUUUUGUAACCUCAUACAUGAUGAAAACCAAAUCAUGCAACACACUUUACUUAAAAUUUAAAAAGAUUUGAGUAUGGUCUUUUGAACAGCACAUUGUUCAUACCUGUAUUAACUCACAUCCAUCAGAACUGCCCAUCACUGUGCAUUUGUAUUCAAGAUGUCACAUUACAAAAUAAAGAUGGCUGUGGAAAAAUUUGAAACUCUUAACAUCAAAAGAAUGUGUUUACUGAUGGCCCAAUCUAACAUGUUUUGCCAGUGAAGAUGUGAUGACAUGUGUUAACUGAAGGCUUUAUGUGUGCUUGUAAGACCUUGUUUAGAAAAUGUAACUGUCAACCCAAGAAAAUCAUUGUCAUUUGAGUAAUGGCUAUGUAGUGUCGGUAUUUUUAUUUCUGUGCAAUAUAAAGUAAUAUUAAAUAAAAUUUAGUCUCUCUGUAUUUAAAA
This is a messenger RNA of Mesocricetus auratus (golden hamster), 11796 nucleotides long. It is a transcript of the gene Cnksr2, whose product is annotated as connector enhancer of kinase suppressor of Ras 2. Gene Ontology annotation, biological process: regulation of signal transduction. The transcript has 22 exons. Gene Ontology annotation, molecular function: protein binding. NCBI's taxonomy places the organism in Eukaryota, Metazoa, Chordata, Mammalia, Rodentia, Cricetidae. The record is from RefSeq and is a predicted model, not a curated record. Gene Ontology annotation, cellular component: cytoplasm; membrane. The coding region runs from base 444 to 3542 and encodes 1032 amino acids.